Molecule: messenger RNA, 1554 nt
Organism: Bipolaris zeicola 26-R-13
Lineage: Eukaryota; Fungi; Ascomycota; Dothideomycetes; Pleosporales; Pleosporaceae
Exons: 3
Coding region: 1-1554 (517 amino acids)
Source: RefSeq, a predicted model, not a curated record
AUGUCCCCCUUGAUCACGAAGUUAACUCCUCAGUACUAUCAUCUACACUCAAACGACAAUCAACAUGGAAGGAACACCUGCCAGGUCUUUGAAUUCCCGCGGGCUGGUGGAUUCGAAGAGUCCAACAAGAACAUCGGUACCAAAGGAAGACGAAGUGCAGUGCGCACCAUCAGAACAGUCCCCAUUGUCACAGCAGCCUCCAUCGCCAGGGCGGUCUCCAUUACUCGAGAAGUCUCCGUCGCCGGAACAGUGUGCACAGUCAGAGCGGUCUCCAUUCCCAGAGCAACCUCUGGUGCCAGAAGAGUCUCUGUCAUCAAAACCAUGUGCGCCACCAGGACAGUGUUCGCUGCCAGAGCAUCCCCUGCUUGUAGAGCAAUCUUUACCAGCAAAGCUUGGUUCAUCGCCAAAGCAGUAUGCGCCACUAGAUCGUUCUUUGUCGUCAAAUCAGCCUCCAUUACCAGAAUUCUCUCCGUUGCCAGAGGUCUCGCCAUCACUAGAGCAUUCUCUGCUACUAGAGCAACUUGCAUCGCAAGAGCAGGCUUCGUUACAAGACGUGCCUCCAUUGCCGGGACCUACUUCAUCGCCCGAACCGUAUCUACUUUCAGAGCAUAUUUUAUCGCUGAAACAGGUCCCAUCGCCCGAACAAUGCGCACCGUUGGAGCCGCCUCCACCAGAGCAAACAUCCUCGCCAGAGCAGACUUCUUCGCCGCCAGAACAAUCUGCAUCACUAGAGCGACCUCCUCCAUCAUUUCAAUCUCCAUCGCUAAACCCAUCUCGCUUAUCUCAUUCACGAGAAGACCGCUCUUCCUCACUAGGCUUCUCCCUAUCACCCAUAGAAUACACCUUGCGCGACCAACCACUCCCCUCAAUCCCUUCCCCUCUCCCGCCAUCCCCUCCUCCGAACCACUCAUUCCAGAGCGCUACUCCUCCCCCGCCCCCAAAACCACCCUCGAAAAGCUACUCGAAUGGCCCAUCCCCGCCCCCAUCCUUUCAAUGCUCAGCUUAGACAACAAAACUGGAGAGUUCUGCCUCACCCACACCGACCUCCUCACCUACCUCCGUAACCACCGUGAGGAAGCAAACGACGCAAAUCCACCCUUCCUCAAGGACCCGGACAACAUCCCCAGCAUAACAAUGGAUCUCUCGGAUUUACUGUCCAUAUCUGACCCGUUACCUUCUAUUGAUCUCCUCCCUUACCUCCUCAUCUACACCCGCUGCCCAGACGUCACAUUCCGCACGCGUGGUUCCCCCAUCGUACACGACCGCAUCUACAAGUUCUUCACCGAGCUCGUGAUUCCGCGGCGCGCCUUUUGGACGCGCUGCAUCGCAGAAAACCCGGGGAUAAGGGAGGUCCGGAUCUUUUGUGAGCGGGAGAGGACUGUGGAUAUUGUGUUAGAUCCCGGGAGUAGGUGGGCACGGGAUUGGAAUUGUGUGCCGUGGAUUGAGUGGGAGAAGAUUAGUAAGGUGAGGGUUUUUACGCUUUGUCUUGGAUUGAAUGUCAAUAGGGCGUUUGGGUGGGAGGGGCAUGUUGUUGUUGGGAGUGUGGAGGGGUAG